AUUUAAAGGCCGGAGAGGGUGUGGGACAACCUGACUGAGCACCAAGACUCCUCUGCAAAGACCUAGACCCUAGCUCUGAGACAAUAUGGCUGACACAAGCACUAAACUCAGUGGGGGGUCAGUCAGAUUUGGAGCCACUUAUGGAAGCAACCGUCUGUUCACAGGGGCCAGAGGAGGAGGAGGUGGAGGCUCUCACAUAGUUCUGUCCCGUUCACUUGGCCUGGCAAGGGGAGCAGGAGCCACUGGUGGAGCUCUUGGUUUGGGACUUGGGCUUGGAGGUCUAGGUCUAGGUGCUGGUGCACGUGCUGGUGGAGCAGGUAUUGGCCUGUAUGGAGGCACACUUGCUGGUGGAGCAGGUAUCGGCUUGGGCGGAGGCGCACUUGCUGGUGGAGCAGGUAUUGGCCUGGGCGGAGGCGCAUUUGCCUUAGGUAGUGGUUUGGGUCUGGGAGCUGCAGGCUUUAGGGCUGGUGUGGCUCCUCUAAGAGCUCGUCUGGGUGGCCGUGUCUUCAAGAUCGGAGGUUAUGGUUUUAACCCAGCCUUCUUUAAUACCAGCACCACAGUGGAUGCAGGUAUCAGUCCGGUGCCCACCAUUGACCCCACACUCCCAUCUAUGGACAUGGUGCAGGUCACACGCUUGAAGGAGAAAGAAGAGCUGCAAGUCCUCAAUGACAAAUUUGCAUCCUUCAUUGAUAAGGCUCGGUCGCUGGAGCAGCACAAUGCUAUACUGAAAGCCAAGAUUGCCAUGUUCACCAAUCCUGACCAGGGUGGUCCUGCCAGCACUUCCAUCCUGCUCACGUCAGCUAUCGGAAGCUACAAAUCUCAGAUUGAUGGUCUCACUGCCACUAAAGAGGCCAUCAUCGCUGAGAUCGAACACUAUAAAGGCAUCAUUGCUGAUGUGCAGGCCAGAUAUGAGGAAGAAGUGGCUCAGACCAAAUCUCUGGAGUUGGACUGGAGUACAUUAAAGGAGGAGGUGGACAACCUUUACCUCACUAUUUUUGAGCUGCAAGCUGGCAUCACUAGCCUGGAAGAUCAGAUUGCUCUGUCCAAGCAGGUGUACGAUAGUAAAGUUAAAGAGGUCAGGAACAUUGUGACUGGCAGCGUGAAGUCAGCUGUCUCCAUCUCAGUGGAUAACGCAGCACAGGCACAGGACCUAACCUCUGCUCUUGCCGAUGUUAAAGCUCACUAUGAAGCCCUGGCACAACUCAGCAAACAGGAUGCACUUCACUCUGUGCAGGACAGUCUCUCCAUGAUGACCGUUUCAUCUCAGCCCGGUAUUCAAUCCCUCACUGCGGCCAAAGAGGAGCUGCGAGUCUACAAACUACAGAUUGACUCUGUGCAGAGAGAAAUUGACCGACUCAAAUCACUGAACAUCCAGCUAGAAACUCAGGUGGAUGAAGCUGAAUCUCAGACCAACUCACACACCGGAACCUACCAGGAACAAGUACAAACCCUCAAGUCCCAGCUGGAUGACCUCAGAAAGCAAAUCACACAUUACGGACAAGAAUACCAGGAACUUCUGGCCAGCAAAAUGUCUCUGGAUGUCGAAAUCACAGCUUACAAAAAACUCCUGGACAGUGAGGAGAACAGGCUGAAGUCUGGGGGUGGUGUCACGGUGCACAUGUCUAAGACAGCAGUAGGAGGAGCAGCAGGAGGUGCUGGAGCUGCUCUGGCUCUUGCUGCAGGAGGAGGCGGAGGAGGAGGACUGGGAGGUGGUGCUGGCCUUGCCUUUGGAAGUAGAUAUGGCUAUGGCCUAGACCUGGGUGUCGGAGGUGGUGUCGGAGGUGGUGUCAGAGGUGGUGUCGGAGUGGGAGUGGUAGGAGGAGGACUUGGUCUAGGAGCAGGUGGGAGAAGCUAUGGAUCCUCCAGCUUGAGCAGCAGUACUUUCUCAACCAGUGUUUACUGAAGAAACAAAACCAUCCAGCUUCUUUAAAACACUGAAUGGCAAAAAGCAAAACACUGGCCUGAAUAUUGCCUCCUAAAAUACUUCUAACUCCUUAAAUGCUUCAAGAUUCCAACGACUCUAUGUUACUGGGUUGUGUUGUAUUUUCAUGUUUAAUAACAUAUUCCUACUUUUUAAAUCCAUACUGUGGUAAGACCCAAUAAAACAAUGUUCAUUAA
Messenger RNA from Neoarius graeffei (lesser salmon catfish), 2118 nucleotides. RefSeq lists its product as uncharacterized. The record is from RefSeq and is a predicted model, not a curated record. The transcript has 10 exons. NCBI's taxonomy places the organism in Eukaryota, Metazoa, Chordata, Actinopteri, Siluriformes, Ariidae. The coding region runs from base 86 to 1903 and encodes 605 amino acids.